CAUGUACAACUUUGAAAACGUUUGUUGUCUUCAAUUAGUUUCUAUAUCCAGAGAAGCAAGAAUUUAGUCAAAGCUUUUGUUCUUUCAUGGUUAAGGAGCUUUGUUUCUGGUACUGUCGGAACAAUUAAGAUUCAAAGAAGACAGAGAGCUUCUUCUUGUUUUGGCUUUGAAGAUUCAAGAAGUUACUUUUUUACUUGUUGCUCUACUUCAGCUCUGCAAAUCUUUGUGGUUUUGAGCUAAAAAAUGGAGAGGGAUUUCUUGGGUUUGAGUUCAAAGAAGACCUGUGUGACUGUGAAAGAUGAAGCCAAUGAUGAACCCAAGAAUUCAGUAGUAACAAGAAGCUCAAAUUCAGGGAUGCAGUGGUCGUUUUCAAACAAGGUUUCUGCACUUCCUCAGUUCCUAUCUUUCACGGCUCCUCAAGAAGAGAUGUCGAGAAAAGGUGUCCAUGACACAUCUUCAUUCAUGACUAUAUCAACUGCUGAUGCUUUUGAAUCUAGCCGGAAGUCGUCCUCCGGUGUAAUCCAGAAAAGUUUCAUUCAUGAUAAGCAAGCUGGAAACCACUAUGCAAUGACAGUCUAUCCUAUGCAGCACCCAGGAGCCAAUCAAAUAAUCCCUAUUUCUUUGAGUACUCAUGUUCUCCAAAACAAUCUUUUUGGGCAGAAAAACAUGGUUGGUUCAACAAUAAAACCACAGCCGCUUGCAGGAGUUCCAAUUCUAACCCCUGUAUCUGCUCUUCCGUCUAAAAGUUCGGUAGUUGGUACCACUGAUCUCAGGAAUGCAUCCAAUUCUUCAGGCGUGCCUGCUCAGUUAACAAUUUUCUAUGCUGGUACUGUGAAUGUUUACCAUGAUAUAUCUCCUGAGAAGGCCCAGGCUAUUAUGUUGCUGGCUGGAAAUGGAUCUUCUCCAGCUCAUAGUAAGCUGCCUUCCACAGCUCAAGUGCAAACACCAUUCCCUAGUCCUUCCACAGGUGAUGGUUUCUUUAGGAACCAGUCUCAUAUUGCAUCAUCAAUCUCUGGCCUUGCAAGCCCCCUUUCUGUGACGUCACAUGCUAGUUCUCGCCCCAGAGGAGCAUUUAGUAGCAGCAACGCUUUAACUGUAUCAAAACCAGUAGCAACUUCAGUAUCUUCAAUCAAUCACUCAGAGCCUUCAAAAGUGGCAGCACAAUCUGUUAUGACAAACCUCAUUCCAGCAGUACCUGUGCCUCAAGCUCGUAAAGCAUCCUUGGCUCGGUUUUUUGAGAAGCGCAAGGAGAGGAUGACAAGCACAUUGCCAUACAAUCUCAGCAAAAAAUCUCCAGAUCGCAGCACACCAGGUUCCGAGGGCGUGACCUUCUCUUUCAACUCUUCUGGUUCCUGUCCUCCCCAAGCCAUAAAUUAGGCCAAAGAGAAGAAAAAUCCUAGUCUCCUCAAUUCUUCAACAUUUCAACUACUUAACAGAUGUUGGAUAAUUCAUUUCUUCCCAAUCACUUUUCCUUUCUUAGUUUGUAAGAUCAAUUUUUUGACCUGAAGGUUUAGGUAAAUAUAAUAGAUAGAUAUAUAUGGUCAAGUCUUUCUCUUUUUUUACCUCUCAUCUUGUUGUAAAAAAGUAUUAUUUACUUUGCAUUGAAGGUCAAUUUACUGGUCAUGUUUGUAUUGAUAUUGUUGUAAGACUUCUAGCAAUCUAGCCAUUCACAUUAAUGGAAAAACAAUAUUUUGCUAAA
Rosa rugosa (rugosa rose) is the source of this 1699-nucleotide messenger RNA. Its product is annotated as protein TIFY 6B. Gene Ontology annotation, biological process: regulation of defense response; response to wounding; regulation of jasmonic acid mediated signaling pathway. The transcript has 7 exons. The record is from RefSeq and is a predicted model, not a curated record. Bases 244 to 1377 code for a protein of 377 amino acids. Gene Ontology annotation, cellular component: nucleus. NCBI's taxonomy places the organism in Eukaryota, Viridiplantae, Streptophyta, Magnoliopsida, Rosales, Rosaceae.